Molecule: messenger RNA, 1635 nt
Organism: Oppia nitens
Lineage: Eukaryota; Metazoa; Arthropoda; Arachnida; Sarcoptiformes; Oppiidae
Gene: Mon1
Product: vacuolar fusion protein MON1 homolog A-like
Biological process (GO): endosome to lysosome transport via multivesicular body sorting pathway; protein targeting to vacuole
Source: RefSeq, a predicted model, not a curated record
GACGUUAUUUAUGGUAUGAUUUUAUAUAAUGUUUUGAUGACUUGAAUCACUUGAUGUCAACAAACAGUUAAUAUAUUAUAUUAUCGAUUGAUUGGCAAAUGUGUGAAUCAAUUGAGUGAUCAAAUCAGUGAUAUAUUUGGCCACAAAUUUGUUAUCAAUUUUUCUACGAUGACCUCAAACGAGUCACCCGAAGCUGUGGCCAAUGGUUUGGAUUCGUUACGACUUCAGCCGCGAACUAAUGGCGCCAAAGACUUGGAUGUGUUUGUGAUGUCAGAGUCGGGUAAACCAGUGUAUUGUUAUUCAAGACGUGAAGACAGUAUUACAUUAAUGGGUGUUUGUGUGGCACUGAUUCACGUGACCGACAAACUCGAGAACGACACCAUUCGUCACAUUCAGACCAUCGGUGGUUUGAGAAUAGCUUUUGCACUCAAGAGUCCACUCAUCAUAUGUUUUGUCUUCAGAGUUAACCUCGGAAUCGAUGCAAAUAUUCUUAUAAAUCAAGUAAAUGCACAAAUUAUCUCCAUUUUGACCGCCAAGACAUUGAAGUCAGUGUUUGAACAAAGACCUACUUUUGAUCUAAAAAGACUGCUCUCAGGUAGUGAAAAACUAAUCGACACUUUAAUAGAUGUUAUAUUAAGUCCAAUCAAUGCUAACAAAAGUGAGAAUAACUGCAAUAACCAAAUGAAUGCAUUUCUAUCGUCUUCUAUGACUACAUCCAAGACAAUUGGCAACCAAUCAAUUAUCAACAAUCGCAGUACAAUUUCCACUCGGGUUUAUAUACCGAUACGAGUAAUGGCAGCACAACUGAGAGAAUCUGUUUAUAAUAUUAUAAAUUCAUGCGCUUCUUCGGCACCAAAUGUCAUCUUUAGUUUACUAUUUUCUGUCGAUAAAAAAGCCAAAGAGGAAUACAAUGGUUCUAAUAAUUAUAUACAAUUGAUUUGUGUUUGUAAUCAAUUCAAAGCUAGACUUAAUCCAUUAGACAUACAAUUACUUUAUUCAUUAGUUAUGGCAUCGGAAUCGCAGUUAGCAUCUGUUGAGUCAUUUUUUCUGCCAAUAUGUUUGCCCCGAUUUGACUCCAAUAACUUUUUGCACACACAUAUCUCCUACCUGUCCAAUGAAUACUGUUUAGCUUUGUUGACCACAGAUCGCGAAGAGUUUCACAAAUGCCAACUAACGAAAGAGUCGAUUAUUGACCGCUUGGCUAAAGUACAUCUAACGCCCAGUCGAUCCAAUUUAAGUGACUUAUCUCAACCACAAUUGCAAUACUUAUGGUAUCAAUCGCACCGACAGUCAGUCUUAUGGCGUCAAUCACCAGUCUUUGAAUUUAGUUCACUCAAUCACUACAUAACUAAUCGAAUGUUGAAAUCAAAUUUAAAGACAUUUUGGUUGAGAAGCGAAUCGGAUGGUCUGUUGUUGGGCUGGCAUUCGCCGACUUUCCAAUUGUACGCACAGUUUGAUGUGACAAUUACUCAAUUGCAAGCACUGACAGCCAUUCAGGCGAUCAUCAAAUGGAUUAAGAAAGAAGAGGACAAAUUUGUUAUUAAAGAUUAUCAAUAAUUUUAUUAAACUUUUUAUUUAUUACUGUAUAAUAUAUUGUAAGUUAUUAAGUAUGCAAAAGUGUUUUUACUAAAGUAU